This is a messenger RNA of Artibeus jamaicensis (Jamaican fruit-eating bat), 963 nucleotides long. RefSeq names its product olfactory receptor 5F1-like. The record is from RefSeq and is a predicted model, not a curated record. Gene Ontology annotation, cellular component: membrane. The transcript is spliced from 2 exons. The coding region runs from base 1 to 963 and encodes 320 amino acids. Gene Ontology annotation, biological process: sensory perception of smell; G protein-coupled receptor signaling pathway. Lineage: Eukaryota; Metazoa; Chordata; Mammalia; Chiroptera; Phyllostomidae. Gene Ontology annotation, molecular function: olfactory receptor activity; odorant binding; G protein-coupled receptor activity.
AUGAUGUGGAAUCUAAAAAAUCUGAGAACAAAUUAUACUUUGGUGACUGAGUUCAUCCUGCUGGGAUUGGCAGACACACUGGAGCUACAGAUUUUCCUCUUCUUGCUCUUUUCUGUGAUUUACACACUGACAGUUUGGGGGAAUUUGGGGAUGAUCCUCUUAAUCAGGAGUGAUUCCCGACUUCACACACCCAUGUAUUUCUUCCUGGCUAACCUGUCCUUUGUGGACAUGUGUUAUUCCUCCACCAUCACCCCAAAGAUGCUGGUGGAUUUACUGUCAGAGAAGAAAACCAUCUCCUUUGCUGGCUGCUUUCUGCAGAUGUACUUCUUCAUUGCCUUGGCCACAACUGAAUGCCUCCUCUUUGGGCUGAUGGCCUAUGACCGUUAUGUGGCCAUAUGCAACCCUCUGCUUUACCCCGUGGUCAUGUCCAAGACAACCUGCCUGAAAAUGGCAGCAGGGGCUUUCACAGCGGGACUGCUGAACUCCAUGGUGAACACAAGCUAUGUGAGCAGGCUGCCAUUCUGUGGUUCCAAUGUCAUCCACCACUUCUUCUGUGACAGCCCUCCACUCUUUAAGCUCUCAUGCUCUGACACACACCUGAAUGAAAGCAUCAUUUCCACAUUUGCUGGAGUGAAUAUGGUCGGGAAUCUGCUGAUCAUCCUCGGAUCCUACUCCUACAUUCUCCUCUCCAUCUUUCGUAUGCAUUCCGGGGAGGGACGGUACAAAGCUUUCUCAACCUGUGCCUCUCACCUGGCAGCUGUAACUCUAUUCUACUCCACUGCCAUCUACACUUAUCUGAGACCUACUUCCAGCUACUCCCUGGGUCAGGACGAAGUGGCUUCUGUCUUCUACACAGUGGUGAUCCCCAUGUUAAAUCCUCUGAUCUACAGCCUCCGGAAUAAGGAUGUAAAGAAAGCUUUAUGGGAUGUAAUUACAAGGAAAAGGACCUCUUCAUUCCUGUGA